Messenger RNA from Fusarium poae, 3057 nucleotides. RefSeq lists its product as uncharacterized. NCBI's taxonomy places the organism in Eukaryota, Fungi, Ascomycota, Sordariomycetes, Hypocreales, Nectriaceae. The record is from RefSeq and is a predicted model, not a curated record. The transcript has a single exon. Bases 1 to 3057 code for a protein of 1018 amino acids.
AUGAACAACGCGACUCAACCACGAGACCCGGCGCACCCGCCGCCAUACUCGGAAACUCAAACCCGACGUCGAGAAGAAUGGGAGGAUUGGGAAGACGACGAACCCAUCACACCGAUCGAUGCCGGUGAGCAAGUCUUUCCUCCUCCAUUGAACGUCGGAGCUAGAAAUUCGAAGCUUGCCGCACGACGAUCAUCGAGAGCUUCUGCUACAAGAAUCAAUCGGGUCAAGUCACGUCAAAGACAAAAGGCCCAGAAUGCAAAGGCUGGAAUCAAGCUCAUCACCGACAUGUCGUCUUUUCGACGUCAAAAUUACAUGCCAACGCCGGUUGAACGUACUGGAAAGUUUGUUGAUGCGGCUGCCUUGAAGGCGUUGGAAGGUGAACCGACUUCGGCUUCGGUAGGGAACUGGAACUGGUUCAAGAAGAGUAAAGACCAAAGCCCAGCCACUGCAUCAUCGCAGUCAUCAGCCAGACCAGCUCAGUCAGCUCUCACCCUGGACAACAAGCUUUCACCAGAUGAUAGACCUAUUGUUAUUGGCCUAGCUUUUUCAUCUGAAGAAGCGAGUAUCGUUUCCCGAUACGAUACCACUCCAACACCCAUCGAGCCCUCAUCACAACCGUACCUGCCUCGGAAUCCUGUGAACAAUUCAUCUUCGCCUCUGGUACCUGUCCAGCAGAAAUCUGUGUGGUCACCCGACACCCCGGAUACUGUGUCCUCAUUCAGCACCAUUCGCUACACUUCCAGCAUAUACUCACAGUUCCCGUCUCCCGGUACGACCACGGCUGGCAAUGUCCCUCCCGUACCAGCCGUCCCAGCAAACUUCAAGAAGUCAGCUCAUCAGAGGCUCAUCAGCUUGGAGCUAGGCGGCAGAACUCCUGAUGAGUCCGACGGUGGUACGCCAUGCACGUUGUUCGAAGAAGAUGGAACUCCAAGCCCAUACAAGCAAGUCAAGGCAAAGACUUCGGUACUGACGCCCGACAGUGCUGCAUCCAAGUCCCGUGGAUGGUGGGAUCACCAUGUUGUCACUCCUUUUAUGGAGAACCGACUCACAUUCACUACCAGCCCAAAGAUGUACACUGAAUCUCCAAGGAGUGUUCGAGGAGAUGAAUGGUGGAACAAGCCGGAGACAAAAAGCCCACAGGGAUAUUAUCUUACACCAAAGUUGGAUCCUGCUUCAUUUCAGACACCCAUUGUCAAAGCCCCAACACCACGCCGGACACCGUCGCCUCGUAUUGAGCAUACUCAGGAGAGCGAAUCUGGCCCUUCCACCGCAAGAGCAUCUCCAGUUCCCGAAGCCACCACUAUGUCAGAAAAACCUCGGAUUCUCGUAACAGAAGAAGAAGAGAGCGUCGGCGAGCAGCUUCCUGCGUAUUCGCCUCCAGAAAAGACAAGCCAGACUGGCCCUAUCAGAUACAGAGCAGUCUUCCCACCUGGACAUCCGCUCCAAAGUCAAUUCCCACCAUCUCCAUCUCCAGCUCCUGCAUCUCCAGGCCCCAUAUCUCCAGGUCUCUCGUCUACCAUGUCCUCACAACGAGCCGACCAGAUGACUGAUAUCCCGCUCACGCCCGCUCCUCGAGACAACUUGCGUCUCUCGCAAAUGCCCCUUCCGACACGCCCCUUGGGCACGGCAGCCCCACGUGAACACCCACACAGCGAUGCUGGUUUUGUGUCCAAAACCGAGCGUCAGAGACGUCGCAACGAAAAAGAAGAAUCUAUUGCUCGCCGCCUGGGCAGCUUCUGGAGAGGCAGAGGAUGUGUCCCGAAGAGAGGUUGUUUUGGCCGAACAGGACGCGAGGGUCGUCAACGCCGUCGAGUCUGGAUGAUUGUUCUGGGAGUUCUUCUCAUCCUCAUCAUUCUGGCGAUAACCCUGGGCGUAGUUUUGACGCGACCCAAGCAUUCGGAAGAAAUGCCAUCCAUUUGGGUUAACUUGACAGACUUUCCACCUAUGCCAACGGGAGACCUGUCCAUCGUUGGACCCGACAAUACUAUGGAAAGAAGUGGCUGCACUGAGCCAUCCACCAUGUGGAGCUGCUCUCUUCCCAAGGAACAGCACGACUCCGUGAAGCCUUACAAGGCCAACCAGCCUACUAUCAUGAUGCAAAUCCAGUGGGAUAACAGUACCCGUGAGAACUGGAAAACCCCCAACGGAGAUGCGCCGCCUUCGGUCAAGGCACGUCGAAGCAUGGGAAGUGCCGUGAAUGCGGGAGACAUAAUCCGAGCACGGCAGACACCCGAAUUCAAGCCCAGUCCUAACCCACCUGAAUUCAAGGAAAUGUGGUUUUUGGGAAACACUACCGACGGAAUUCGGUCUGAUGAUAAAGGAGGCGAGCCAACCCCCUUUUACAUCAGCUUGAUUGACCCUGCCGAAGACGAUGAGCGUAAAGAGCUUGCUAAGCGACAAAAUGAGGCAGAGGGGAACUCCAGCAUCCCUGACCUCCGUAGCAUCCUCCCACCACCCGACCUCAACCAGGAUGGUACUCCUAAGCCUGCAGUACUCCUUCCACAGCCGGUUCAACAGCCAGUUCGUCUCUAUGAUCGCGAUCUUCCAACGGAACACUAUGGGUUUUACACAUAUUUCAAGCGAACCAUCUUCCUCAAGUCCGCAGGGGUCCUCAACGACACCAAAGAGGGCGAUAUCCCGCUAGAUGAGGAUGGCGGCUGCAAGGAGACAGAAGCAGAUUUCAUUGUGACAUGGGCCGAGACGCGUCUGCUCGUUCAGAUUUGGACACGCAAGUUGGCUGCCAACACGUCGCAACUAAUCGAUUCUGAGGAGAAAGGCGGCAUCGACGGCUCUGCAGAGCUGAUUCGACCAGGAACGAUGCCGUACCCUGUUACAGUCACCAUGGACACACAUGGAGGAGACCGAGAGAAGAAGUUUGUCUGGUCUUGGCCUAUCGACGAUAGACAAAAGAUCGACGAUGAGAGUCCCAAGCGGCUCGUCAACAACAUUGGGGUGGGCGGACCGUGGAUCAACAUCAGAGCUGGAGGUGACGAGAAACUUGGCGGAUUCGACGGCGGGACCGGAGGAUGCAAGUGCGAGUGGAAAAACUGGGUAUAA